CAGCCCGGAAGUGCCGUGCCGAGCUCCCGCCUUAAAGGGACCGCGCUGAGCUGCGCCCCAUGGCGAGGCCGGGGCACGGCUGGAGCGGCGCGGCGGCGGCAAAGCGGGGCUCGGAGGAGGAAGAGGAGGGCGAGGACCCGCUGGACGCCAGGAUCGCGCGGAGCGGCUGCCUGGAGCAGCACCGGCAGCUGCAGGAGUGCAUGGCCGAGCGGCGGGACUGGCGGCACUGCCAGGAGCAGGUCCGCGCCUUCGGAGCCUGCAUGGCCCGGCGGCAGCAGCAGCGGCAGCGCGGCACGGACCCGGCCCCGGCCCAGCCCCCGGACUGAUACCCCCGGACGGACAGACCCCUCCUCUCCGGCUUGCUUUUUAUCCAACUCCUUAAAAAGCCAGGUGGAAUUGCUGGGAAAUAAACCUGGAGUUUGUCAGCCCUCGGCUUGGUGUGUGCCAGUGGGAGAGGGGGGCUGGUUUGGAGCAUACAGCAUCGAGCUGUGCCAUGGUACAUCCAGGUGGGACAUCAGCAGGAAUUCCCUCACGGACAGGGUUUUCAACAUUUGUAGGGACUGCCCAGAGAGGUUUGGAGUCCCCAGGAAUGACUGGACACAGCACUCGGCCCUCUAGGCUGGUGACAAGGUGGGGACUGGGCAUAGCUUGGAUUCAAUGAUUCCAGAGGUCUUUGCCAACCAAAAUUAUUCUGUGGUUGUGGAUUUCCAGCCCAAAAUGUCCCAGCCCAGGAGCAUUCACAGCACUCAGGCUGGAACAGCCUUGCCAUGAAUUUUUAUUCCAUGUCCUCUGUGCCAUCGUAAGGCUUUUCCCAGUAGUGAUAACCUCACAUCCCACAGGAUGGGGUUUAUCUCCUGGGAAGCCACAGAAAAAUCAGGAAUGGGAGGAAUAGGGAUGCUCAUCUGACCACCACCUGCUGGCCAAUAAGCCAUGAGAAAGGAAAUAAAAUUGCUUUUUGCAUGGCUUUUGUCAGAAGGAAGGUUCCAGGCCAUUUCCCAGGGAUGUGGGUGCUAGGAAUACCAAGAGCUGGGCAUGGAAGCA
Molecule: messenger RNA, 1041 nt
Organism: Melospiza melodia melodia
Lineage: Eukaryota; Metazoa; Chordata; Aves; Passeriformes; Passerellidae
Product: cytochrome c oxidase assembly factor 4 homolog, mitochondrial
Exons: 2
Coding region: 60-326 (88 amino acids)
Biological process (GO): mitochondrial respiratory chain complex IV assembly
Cellular component (GO): mitochondrial intermembrane space
Source: RefSeq, a predicted model, not a curated record